Messenger RNA from Eurytemora carolleeae, 1193 nucleotides. RefSeq names its product cyclin-dependent kinase 1 (gene Cdk1). Lineage: Eukaryota; Metazoa; Arthropoda; Copepoda; Calanoida; Temoridae. Bases 22 to 966 code for a protein of 314 amino acids. The transcript is spliced from 12 exons. The record is from RefSeq and is a predicted model, not a curated record. Gene Ontology annotation, biological process: mitotic G2 DNA damage checkpoint signaling; G2/M transition of mitotic cell cycle; protein phosphorylation. Gene Ontology annotation, cellular component: nucleus. Gene Ontology annotation, molecular function: ATP binding; cyclin-dependent protein serine/threonine kinase activity; RNA polymerase II CTD heptapeptide repeat kinase activity.
GAAGACUGAAACAAGUUUAAAAUGUCGGCUUCCGUGCUCAAACUCGAGGAUUUUGUUAAGAUUGAAAAGAUUGGCGAGGGAACCUACGGGGUUGUCUUCAAGGGGAAGAACAAGAAAACUGGAGAAAUAGUUGCAAUGAAAAAGAUUCGUCUUGAGAGUGAAGAUGAAGGUGUUCCAUCAACAGCUAUUCGUGAGAUAUCUCUUCUCAAGGAAUUGGUUCAUCCGAAUAUAGUGAGGCUACAGGAUGUUCUGAUGCAGGAAGCCAAGCUCUACCUAAUCUUCGAGUUUCUCACUAUGGAUCUAAAAAAGUAUAUGGACUCCAAUAUACCGAAGGAUGGACUAAUGGACAGCAAAUUAGUUAAAAGCUACACCUAUCAGCUUCUACAGGGCCUUCUGUACUGUCAUCAGAGAAGAGUUUUGCACAGGGAUUUAAAACCACAGAAUCUGCUGAUUGACAAGAAUGGUUGCAUCAAGCUGGCAGAUUUUGGUCUGGCAAGAGCUUUCGGGGUUCCAGUUCGAGUUUAUACUCACGAGGUGGUGACAAUGUGGUACCGAGCUCCUGAGGUUCUACUGGGAUGUCCCAAGUACUCCUGUCCCAUUGACAUGUGGUCCAUGGGGACAAUAUUCGCGGAGAUGGUGAACCGUCGACCCUUGUUCCAAGGAGACAGUGAGAUUGAUCAGCUCUUCAGAAUAUUCCGUGUUCUGAGAACUCCCACUGAAGAAAUAUGGCCAGGCUGUACUAAACUUCCAGAUUACAAGGCAACCUUCCCCAACUGGUGUCAGUUCAACCUGAAGCAAAGCAUGAAGAAACUGGAUCCUGCAGGGAUGGAUCUACUAGAGCAGAUGUUGAUCUAUGAUCCCUCCAAGAGGAUCUCUGCUCGGAAAGCUCUCCUGCAUCCCUAUUUCGAUGAUCUUGAUAAGAACACUUUACCCGCCAAACCUGGAGAGUUUGAUAUCAAGGUUUAAGAAAUAUAUUGUGACAAGCUGAAGCUUCUCUUCCAGACCAACUAUCCAUCGUCAGACAUUUAAUUCUUCUACCAUCUCAAAUAUUCAACUUUUUGCCAUUUUUAUUAAUCAUGUUUUAUUUAGUUGUCCGAAUUCUAAUUUUUUAUUCUUUUCUAUCUUGUAAUAUUUGAGUGGAUAACAGUUUUGUAUUUAGAAAGAUACUUAAUUGUCUUUUUCUUAUUUUCAGA